This is a messenger RNA of Python bivittatus (Burmese python), 998 nucleotides long. Lineage: Eukaryota; Metazoa; Chordata; Lepidosauria; Squamata; Pythonidae. The record is from RefSeq and is a predicted model, not a curated record.
UACGCGGCGUCGAUCGCGCGCCAGAGCUCCGCCCCCGGGGGAGUCCGUCUUGUCGCUGGCGUUAAGCGCGUGUGCGUCGCCAUCCCUGUUUCCGCCGAGGUCGGCAGCAGCGGCGGCGGGAGCGAGACCGCCGGAGGGUCUCACGAAGAUUUGGAACUGGGAUGUGGAGGGAUGUGCGAGCCUAGCAAGCAGGACUUGGUGGCUGUCUUCAAGCGGCUCCGCGCCAUUCCCACGAACAAGUUAUGUUUCGACUGUGGAGCAAAAAAUCCAAGCUGGGCAAGCAUAACUUAUGGGGUUUUCCUCUGUAUUGACUGCUCGGGGACUCAUCGCUCACUUGGAGUUCACUUGAGUUUCAUUCGGUCUACAGAAUUAGAUUCAAACUGGUCAUGGUUUCAGUUGAGGUGUAUGCAGGUUGGAGGUAAUGCAAAUGCUUUUGCAUUCUUUCAUCAGCAUGGUUGUGCCACAAAUGAUACCAGUGCCAAGUACAGCAGUCGUACUGCGCAGCUCUACAGAGACAAGAUUAGAUCUCUUGCAGCUCAGGCAACACGGAAACAUGGCACUGAUUUAUGGAUAGAUGCCUGUGGAGCCCCUCCUUUAUCACCUCAAGAGAAAGAAGAAGACUUCUUUGCAUCUCACAGCUCUACCCGGGUAAGUUUUUGAUUAUAUGGAAUUUUACCUAUAUGUGGAGUAAUAGAACUAACAUGGAUCAUCAUUAGAGAUGUCUCAGUAGCACUUGAAACGUUGUUGGCCCCUGCUGUAUUCCCAUGCAUCACAACAAAAUGCUGAAAGUUGGUCGUGUCUCUCCACAGUCUUCUCCAGGUUAAAUAAAUCAGUGCAUCUAGCUGUUCCUCUUAAGCUUUUCUUUUCAGGCCCUUUAUCAUCUUGGACGUGUUCCAAUUUGUCAUUGUCCUUCCUAAAAUGCAGUACCCCAAACUGGACACAAUAGUCUAGGUACAUUCUGAUCAAUGUAGAAUAAAAAGGAACAAUAAUUUUAUUUU